This is a messenger RNA of Podospora pseudopauciseta, 1252 nucleotides long. It is a transcript of the gene MED8, whose product is annotated as mediator of RNA polymerase II transcription subunit 8. Lineage: Eukaryota; Fungi; Ascomycota; Sordariomycetes; Sordariales; Podosporaceae. Gene Ontology annotation, molecular function: RNA polymerase II cis-regulatory region sequence-specific DNA binding; transcription coregulator activity. Gene Ontology annotation, cellular component: mediator complex; core mediator complex. Gene Ontology annotation, biological process: regulation of transcription by RNA polymerase II. The record is from RefSeq and is a predicted model, not a curated record. The coding region runs from base 1 to 912 and encodes 303 amino acids. The transcript has 2 exons.
AUGGCUUCCCUAAACCUCCUCCCCGAAGACCUCAAACACCUCGACCUCCUCCGCAACCGCUUCGCGACCCUAUCUCUCAACCUCUCCAACGCCCACCGCAACAUGGCGCUCACCUACCCCCUCCCCUCCCAAGAAUCCCUCCAGGCCUCAGCAGCAAUAAUCCACACCUCGCUGCUAUCCCUCCAGUCGAUCCUAACCGACAAGUCAGCCUUGUUCCACCGCAUCGCUGUCCACCCGUCUACCAACUUCCCCGGGCGCACCCAGCUAGACUUUUUGUCAUCGAUGCUAAGAAAAAAACCGGAACCGGAGAUCGAGACGAAAAUGGAGAUGGGGAUGCAGAGGGCGAGGGAUGUGGGGGUUGAUGAGGCGGUGUUGGCAGAGAUUGCUAGGCGGAACAAGAGACGGGAAGGGGGGGAUGAUGAGGAUUAUGAGGAGGGGGGUGGUGGUGGUGGGGGUGGGGAUGGGGACGAGGGGGAGGAUGAGGAGGCGAAUAAUGAGAAGUGGGCGGAUUGCUGGUUUUUGUUUGAUAGGGGGUUGAAGGAGUAUAUUAAUGUGCAGGAGGGGAGGAGUUAUACUGUGGAGGAGCAGGAGAUGGGGGUUGAGAGGGUGAGGACGGGGUUGAGGAGGAAUUUGUUGGAGGAGGAGGAGGAGGAGGAGGAGAGUGAUGAUGAGGAAGAGGAUGAAGAUGAAGAAGAGGAUGAGGAUUUAGUUAUGAUGGAUGGGAGUAGUGGGGGGAGGGGAGGGUUGGGACAGCAGGGGGUUGUGCAGCAGGUGAGUGGAAAUACGGGUGUGCAGCCAGAGCACUUGUUUUGGUUGUAUGCUAGGGGCAGGACAGAUCUACCGCCGAGGAUAGAGCUCGAGUCCAAGAGGGCGCCUGCGAAAGGGCAGGUGAAGAGACUUCCUCCUAGGUAGUGGGUGUGUUUCUCUGCUCUUGGUUUUGGGAAAGGGGCGGCCGUUUAUAUAUUCAUCUAGCAUAGCGGGGAAUGGGACAUGGUGUUUUGGCGACAGGUGCGUGGCUUUGAUGGCUGAUGGCUGUGGCUCUGAACGCCCCUUUCGAGCAGGAAGGUUUCUUCCUCCUGAGGUUAAGUCGGGUGUGGACUGGUCAUGAUAAUCAAAGGAAAAUACCCAACUUCGAAGUCGUGCAAUUGCUCUUCAACAAGACUUCAGUGCUUCGCAGGAGGAUUGUCAUGUCAUAGAAGCAGUAUGCACAACUAAUACAUGGGAAUAUAAUAAUUUGCCUACCCAAUGUAAG